AUGGCUAUCUUAACUCUCCCUUUACUCGUCUUGUCUUCAUUGCUCAACUGCCAUACUGAGGCCGCUGCGUUUCAAAAACGUGUUUCGGUAGCACAAGUGGAACGCUCUGUUUCUGCUAACGCGGCCAGAACCAACCUAGGUGCCUUCCAUUUGGCCAAGUCAUAUGCCCGAUACAAUCGGCCAAUUACUCAGGAGCUGAAACGGGGCGCCGGACAGCGAGGGACUGUGACAUCAGUAAAUAAAAACAACGAUGCAUAUUGGGUGUCACCAGUAGAUAUAGAUGGGCAGAUUGUCAAUCUCAUUUUUGAUACCGGCUCCUCAGACCUCUGGGUAUUUUCAACUGAACUCUCUACAAACUCAAGUAGUGGCCAUAACGUCUUCUCACCCUUGAAGUCUCCGAGCUGGAAACUUCUUCCAAAUGAAACCUGGGAUACAGAGUACGGCGAUGGUUCAUAUGCUAGCGGUCUGGUGGGGUUGAACAAAGUCUCGAUUGGUGGUGCAGUGGUUGAAUCCCAAGCAGUUGAGAUUGCUACAAACGUAUCGGCUUCGUUUUCAAAUCUUGAGAGCGACGGGAUCGUUGGACUUGGCUUUACCAAUGGCAAUACGGUGGUGCCAAACCAGCAGAAGACGUUUUUCGACAACAUUGCUGGAGACCUUGAAAACCCCGUUUUAGGCGUGUCAUUGCGCCAUGAUGGCCCUGGUCAUUUUAAUUUUGGCUUCUUAGAUAAACGUUGGUAUACAGGGAAAAUUUGGUAUGCCGAUAUUGAUACAAUAGAUGGCUGGUGGGCGUUCAAUGCAACCGGGUAUGGAAUUGGAAGGCAUUUCAACAGCACGGUAACUCCCGCCAUUAUGGACACUGGCACCUCCCUGAUGGUCAUGUCCGACGACAUCGUGGUGCCGUAUUACUCGCAAGUCGCUGGUGCCACCAAUGGUACGAGCGGUUAUGUCUUUCCUUGCGAAUCCAAGUUGCCUAGUUUUACGCUGCGCAUCGGUAGCGGUGGUAUUUUUACAGUUCCAGCAGAGUAUAUGAACUUCGGUCUAGCAUCGGCUGUCAAUACGACGGUGCUAGCCAGUAGAGGCGAUGGCACCCCGCCAUCAAAUAGCACUGACAAUUCGUGUUAUGGCUCCCUUCAGAGCAGUCAAACAUCCGGGGAGGACUCACUCAAUAUUCUUGGAGAUGUCUUCCUAAAGAGUACUUUCGUAGUGUUUGAUAUGCGUGGGCCAAAAGUGGGUAUCGCACACAGGAGGGACUAG
Messenger RNA from Venustampulla echinocandica, 1254 nucleotides. RefSeq lists its product as uncharacterized. The transcript has 3 exons. The record is from RefSeq and is a predicted model, not a curated record. Gene Ontology annotation, biological process: proteolysis. NCBI's taxonomy places the organism in Eukaryota, Fungi, Ascomycota, Leotiomycetes, Helotiales, Pleuroascaceae. Bases 1 to 1254 code for a protein of 417 amino acids. Gene Ontology annotation, molecular function: aspartic-type endopeptidase activity.